This is a messenger RNA of Trichoplusia ni (cabbage looper), 10952 nucleotides long. It is a transcript of the gene rg, whose product is annotated as neurobeachin. Gene Ontology annotation, biological process: intracellular protein localization. Gene Ontology annotation, cellular component: membrane; cytosol. Bases 143 to 9388 code for a protein of 3081 amino acids. The record is from RefSeq and is a predicted model, not a curated record. The transcript is spliced from 53 exons. Gene Ontology annotation, molecular function: protein kinase binding. NCBI's taxonomy places the organism in Eukaryota, Metazoa, Arthropoda, Insecta, Lepidoptera, Noctuidae.
UGGCAACAUCUUCAAAAUCCAAAAUGGCAGAAUGCGACUUCGGUGUGUUAUCAUGUGAGCCAAGGGAAUAAUGUUUUCUUGAAUUUUAUGGUCGUAAGUGGAUUUUAAAAUUGUGUAUCAGUGAAUUGUGACAUAAUAAACCAUGGCGGACCUUAAAUCGCCGCCGUAUAGUGAUAUUAAAAGACCUGAAGAAGUGGUCAGGAUGACGACGAACGAUAGCCUGAAAUUCGCAGUUCUUAUCGGGCUAAUUGAAGUCGGACAGGUGACCAACCGGGAGGUGGUGAACACCGUCCUACAUCUGCUUGUGGGCGGCGAGUUCGACAUGGAGUUAAACUUUGUGAUACAAGACGCGCAAAACAUACAACACAUGUUAGAACUGCUCGACCACUGCCCACCCAGCUUACAGGCGGAAAUAUGGUCCGUUUUCAUUGCAAUUCUACGCAAGAGUGUACGAAAUCUACAAGCGUGUACAGAUGUGGGCCUCAUACAUCACGUGCUGCAGAGGCUACCCCGAGCGGAAACAGUCGUCGCUGAUUUACUGAUCGAGAUGCUUGGCGUCCUGGCCAGUUACAGCGUUACGGUGAAAGAACUCAAGCAACUGUUUAGUGCCAUGAAAGCUGUUAAUGGAAAAUGGCCGCGUCACUCUGCUAAGCUGCUGAACGUGCUCCGGCAGAUGCCGCACCGGAACGGACCAGACGUGUUCUUCAGCUUUCCCGGAAGAAAAGGAUCGGCGAUAGUGCUGCCGCCGCUGGCUCGCUGGCCGUACGAGAACGGGUUCACGUUCACCACGUGGUUCCGCCUCGACCCCAUCAACUCCGUCAACAUUGAGCGGGAGAAGCCAUAUCUAUACUGCUUCAAGACGAGUAAAGGCGUGGGCUAUACGGCGCACUUCGUCGGCAACUGUCUCGUGCUCACGUCAAUGAAGGUGCGAGGCAAAGGGUUCCAGCACUGUGUCAAAUACGAAUUUCAACCUAGAAGGUGGUACGCGAUAGCAGUGGUGUACAUAUACAACAGAUGGACCAAGUCCGAGAUCAAAUGCCUGGUGAACGGGCAGCUCGCCUCCAGCACCGAGAUGGCUUGGUUCGUCUCCACGAACGACCCCUUCGACAAGUGCUACAUCGGCGCGACGGCGGAGCUGGACGAGGAGCGCGUGUUCUGCGGGCAGAUGGCCGCCAUCUAUCUGUUCGGAGAGGCGCUCACCACGCACCAGAUCUGCGCCAUGCACAGGCUCGGGCCCGGAUAUAAGAGUCAAUUCCGUUUCGACAACGAAUGCAACAUCAGUUUGCCGGAGAAUCAUAAAAGGGUGAGCGAGAUUACCGCUCCCAAGCUUGACAACGCUGAUGCCCCCAAUCCCGAUCCCGAAACCAUUCCCCAAACCCCCGAGAUACAGGCGCCCGACGAAGAAAAGCCCCCUCCUGAGGAAGAGACCAAGGCUGCAGACCCUGAAGAAGCAUGUGUAGUAGUGAAGGAAGACGCGACUCCCCGCGGGCGGCGCUUGGCCGACGAGGCGCGCGAAGUGGCCGCCGCGCAUGCCUCCAUGCUCGUAGAUAUUGAAGCAUGCAAGCGUGUCCUGUACGACGGUAAGCUGUCGUCCGGGAUAGUGUUCAUGUACAACCCCGUGGCGACGGACGGCCAGCUGUGUCUGCAGUCCGCGCCCAAAGGAAACGUCUCAUACUUCGUGCACACGCCGCACGCGCUCAUGCUGCAGGUAAAUGAUAAAAUUGAAGUAAAAGCAGUGGUGACGCAUUCGAUACACAGUGCGUUAAAUUCAAUCGGCGGCGUACAAGUCCUGUUCCCGCUGUUCGCUCAGUUGGACCUGCCCCAUGAUGCCCCCGCCACAGACCCCAAGCGGGACCCCAUGCUCUGCUCGAAGCUGCUGGGGUUCGUUUGCUCGCUGGUGGAGUCGUGCAGCACGGUGCAGCAGCACAUGCUGCAGUGCCGCGGCUUCCUCGUCAUCUCGCACAUGCUGCAGCGCUGCAGCCGCGACCACCUCACACCCGACACGCUCGCCUCCUUCCUGCAUCUCACCAAACAUCUUGUCACCUGCUGCUCUCCUAAUUCUGAUCUGUUGCUCAAGCAGCUGUUGGACCACAUUCUGUUCAACCCGGCGCUGUGGAUCCACACGCCGGCGGCCGUGCAGGCCCGCCUGUACUGCUACCUGGCCACCGACUUCCUCGCCGACGCACACAUAUACGGCAGCGUGAGGCGCGUCAGCACUGUCCUACAAACAGUACACACACUCAAGUUCUACUACUGGGUUGUGAACCCGAGAGCGAAGAGUGGAAUCACACCGAAGGGAUUGGGUGAGUACGAGGGACCCCGGCCCGCUCACAAGGACAUCCUCACGAUCCGUGCAUACAUUCUGCUGUUCCUGAAACAAUUAAUUAUGAUCGGUAACGGCGUCAAAGAAGACGAACUCCAGUCCAUACUGAACUAUCUGACUACUAUGCAUGAGGAUGAGAAUUUGCACGACGUUUUGCAAAUGUUAAUAUCUCUGAUGUCUGAACAUCCAAGUUCUAUGGUACCAGCUUUUGAUGCUAAGGGCGGAGUCAGGACAAUUUUCAAACUUCUGUCGUCAGAAAGUCAGCUGAUCAGAUUACAGGCACUAAAGUUAUUAGGAUUCUUCCUCAGUAGAAGCACACACAAUGUGUACAGACGCAAAUACGACGUGAUGUCUCCACACAACCUGUACACGCUGCUGGCCACGCGGCUGGGCGCCAGCGGCGAGGGCCUGGCGUUGCCGGUCUACAACGCGCUGUACGAGCUGCUCACCGAGCACGUCGGACAGCAGAUCCUCUACACCAGCCAUCCUGAACCGCAGCCUCACUUCCGAUUGGAGAAUCCGAUGAUCCUGAAAGUAGUGGCGACGCUGAUCCGCCAGUCGAAGCAGACGGAGCAGCUGCUGGAGGUUAAGAAGCUGUUCCUGUCAGACAUGACUCUGCUGUGCAGCAACAACCGCGAAAACCGCAGGACCGUGCUGCAGAUGUCCGUGUGGCAGGAAUGGUUGAUAGCAAUGGCGUACAUCCACCCUAAAAACGCGGAGGAGCAGAAGAUCUCGGACAUGGUGUACUCACUGUUCCGCAUGCUGCUGCACCAUGCCAUCAAACACGAGUACGGUGGCUGGCGCGUGUGGGUCGACACGCUCGCCAUUGUACACUCCAAGGUUUCAUACGAAGAGUUCAAGCUACAGUUCGCGCAGAUGUACGAGCACUACGAGCAGCGGCGCGCGGACAACAUCACGGACCCGGCCGAGCGCCAGCAGCGGCCCAUCUCCACCAUCUGCGGCUGGGAGCCCGCGCCGCAGCACCUGCACCACGCCGCGCAGACCGAGAUCGGCGCCGGCCUCAGCCUGCGGGACGUCGACACCUGCCGCUGCGACCCGCAGCAGCCCGCCGCGCCCGCCGCGCCCGCCGCGCCCGCGCAGCCCGCGCCCGUGUACAGCGAGGUGUGCCGCCUGCACAGCCCCGCGCGGCGCCCGCCCGACGCCGCCGAGCUGGAGCACGCGGUGGACGAGCCCGCGUGUCCGCCGCCGCCCGCAGACCCCGCGCCGCCCGCCCCGCCCGACCACACCCACCCGGCCGAGCUCAGCCCGACCCCCGCCGAGGAGGACCCCAAGCUGCUGGAGGACCCCGAGUCCGGCGUGGGCACGCUGGAGAAGAGUGACGAACCCCUGUCCCGUCAGGGAAGCCUGGACUAUAUCCCGGUGCGAGACGUGGGCUCGGCGGCGGAGCGCAGCGAGGGCCUGCCGUCCAGCCUGUCCGCCAGCGAGAGCGCCAGCCCCGCCCGCGCGCCCGCGCAGCGGGAUUCCGAGUUGUCAGACCGCUCCGAACUGUACCUCACGCCCAGCGAGGCCACCAGCCCCAAGAAAUCUCAAGACAAGACUGACGACGAGACCGACGAUCCCAAGCGCGUCGCCAUCAACAUUGUGAAUGACGUGCUCACCAUAGCGCUAGAAACUGUGAGGUUAAAGACUGACGACGACACCGACUCGGGGGCCAUCUCCGGCGGCCUGCACUCCGAAGGUAACACUCCCAACGGACGGGACGACUUCGAGCAGGAAAUAGAAGAGAUCGUCGAUGAAAAGCGAGUCGCCGAGACGAUCGCUAGUGAAUUAGUAACAGACUUAAUUUCAUCGGUUGUGACAAAAAGUGAGAAAAGCAAUAGUGAGAAUAUUGUAACGGACGAUAACAGCCCGCAGAGGGUGAUACCCUCCGACCACCCACACGAGGGCAACGUCUUACCUCUCGAUGGUGAAUAUUUAGUCAAUUCUAGAACUGAAGAGGCUGAGAAAAUAGAGUUAGAAAAGGAAAAGAAAGACGAAGUUACCGAAGAAAAUGAGAAAAACGAAAGCCAAAGAGUCGAGAUAUCGACACCAGAAGAAGAGAAGGCGCCGGAAAUCCCGCCGAUAUCUACCAUUAGUGAGAGUAUUCCUUUAGCUAACAAAGACCAUGAAAGCGACGAAGAGCACCUUGAUGGUGAGCGAGACAAGAGGCGAGUGAGUUUACCUGGAGACAGCGAGAUGAAGCAAGACGGCAGCAGGGGGGAGGGCGUGGCCACGCAGGGGACUAACACUUCCACUUCGCCCAAGAGGCCGCGAAGCGCUUCCACUAGCACGCAGGUGGAUUCUAAUCAUUUCGAAACGAAGCGUCCGUCGAAGUGUUCCCGGCCGAUGUUCUCGCCGGGCCCCACGCGGCCCCCCUUCCGCAUCCCGGAGUUCCGCUGGUCCUACAUCCACCAGCGCCUGCUCUCCGACGUGCUGUUCUCGCUCGAGACGGAUAUACAAGUGUGGCGCAGUCACUCGACUAAGUCGGUGAUAGACUUCGUGAACAGCAGCGAGAACGCGAUCUUCGUGGUGAACACGGUGCACCUGAUCAGCCAGCUCGCAGACAACCUCAUCAUCGCGUGCGGCGGCCUGCUGCCGCUGCUCGCCUCCGCCACUUCGCCUAAUAACGAACUUGACGUAAUAGAGCCUACGCAAGGCAUGCCGGUGGAAGUGGCCGUGACCUUCCUGCAGCGGCUGGUGAGCAUGGCGGACGUGCUGAUCUUCGCCAGCGCGCUGAACUUCGCCGAGCUCGAGGCUGAGAAGAACAUGUCCAGCGGAGGCAUUCUCCGCCAGUGCCUGCGACUGGUGUGCACGUGUGCUGUGCGCAAUUGCCUCGAGUGCAAGGAGCGCCAGCGCUACGCGGCGGCCCGCACUGCCGCGCGCUCGCCCGACUCACCCGAGCCCAAGAGUGUGGUGGCAAGUCUCGCGGACACUUCGAGUCCAGUGAAGGACCCGGAACGACUGCUGCAAGAUAUGGACGUCAAUAGACUUCGAGCAGUUAUUUAUAGAGACGUGGUUUGGCAGGAGGAGACGAAGCAGGCGCAGUUCCUGUCGCUGGCCAUCGUGUACUUCAUCAGCGUGCUGAUGGUAUCCAAGUACCGCGACAUCCUGGAGCCGCCUGCGCACGCGCCGCCCGACUGCGCGCGCCGCCCCCACCACGCGCACGAGCAUCACGAGCACAAUGGAGAUGACGUGGAGUAUGCUAUGAUUGUGGUUGACGAAAACAAUUCCACUAUUAAUGACUUGGACUCACCCUCCAUGAAGGAGACGGAUGGAAAAGAAGAGGGCGUUGCCAAAAUAGAAACUACGACUGACGAACUGAAGCCAAAUACUGCGGACAAAGACAAGCCUAGUGAUAAGCCGGACUUGUCGCCCGCCUCGGACAAGGAAGAGCCGCUAUUCAAGUCGAGCCUGCGAGUCAAAACCCAGCUCAAGCCCAAGAGCGUGGACUCGAUAGAAGACGCGGGGUCCUUCCACCUGAACUCAAAUGAAACGACUAACAACGAUCCGGAGACAUCCAGCGAAAUCGCUUUAGAUGAUAACAAGCACCCGGUAAGUAAUGAUGAGUCGUGGACUGACGUGAAUCUGAAUGAGGAUGGUGAACGAGGCCCCGCUACCAUUACUGGCAGGACGAGAGACCACGAAGGAAAUAUACAUGAAGAUAUUGACAAACAAAUCCACAUGAGGAACUCUGAAUCGCACCACCAUAUUCAACAGAGGCAUCAGAACAGGAACCUGCAAGCCGCUCAGAGGCACUUGCAUCCUGACAACGAGACGUUAGCCGGCCUAAGUGCUAUGAACACAUCAAUGACCGCGGACGGCGUGUCCCGCGAAGCGUCCCUCACACACAAGCUGGAGACAGCUCUCGGACCAGUCUGUCCUCUGCUCAGAGAGAUCAUGCUGGACUUCGCGCCCUUCCUCUCCAAGACACUCGUCGGCAGCCACGGACAGGAACUGCUCAUGGAGGGUCUUCAAACUUUCAAGUCCAGUACAUCGGUGGUGGAGCUGGUGAUGCUGCUCUGCUCCCAAGAGUGGCAGAACUCGUUGCAGAAGCACGCGGGGCUGGCCUUCAUCGAACUGAUCAACGAGGGUCGGCUGCUGUCCCACGCCAUGAGAGAUCACAUCGUGAGGGUCGCCAAUGAAGCAGAGUUUAUAUUGAACAGGAUGAGGGCAGACGAUGUCCUUAAACAUGCUGAUUUUGAAUGCCUGUGCGCGAGCAGCAGUGCGGAGCGCGCGGAGGAGGAGCGCACGUGCGAGCGCCUGAUCCUGGCGGCGCGGCGCCGGGACCACGCCGCCGCCGCGCGCCUGCUCGACAAGCUGCGCCACGCCGCCGACCACGCGCACCCCACGCAGCCCAACACCGCCGCCGCCGCCUUGCCCGGCAGCAGCAGUCAGUUCUGGAAGCUGGACUCGUGGGAGGACGACGCGCGACGUCGGCGGCGCCUGGUCCCGGACGCGCGCGGCCGCCGCCACGCCGCCGCGCCCGCCCGCCCGCACCAUCACGCACACCAUCACGACGCUAUUCUACAGGCCACGGAGGAGCUUCACUCCCGCAUCGCGGCGGGCGGCGCGGGGCGCGGCGCGCAGCUGCCCACGCCGGCCGCCGCCGAGCUGCUGGACGACGCCGAGCUGCUGGUCGACGACCGCGAGAUAGAUGCGGACCUCACUGGACCAGUGAACAUAAGCACGAAGGCGCGGCUGGUGGCGCCCGGCCUGGUGGCGCCGGGGACCGUGUCGCUGACCUCCACAGAGCUGUACUUCGAAGUGGAUGAGGAGGAUCCGGAGUACAAGAAGAUUGACCCUGAGGUCUUAAAGUACUGCGAGCACCUUCACGGCAAAUGGUACUUCAGCGAGAUCCGCGCCAUCUUCUCUCGGCGCUACCUGCUGCAGAAUGUCGCCAUCGAGAUGUUCCUCGCAAGCAGAACAUCAAUAUUUUUCGCGUUCCCUGACCAAGCUACGGUGAAGAAGGUGAUCAAGGCUCUGCCGCGAGUCGGCGUCGGCAUCAAGUACGGGAUACCGCAGUCUAGACGUGCGUCGAUGAUGUCUCCGCGGCAACUCAUGCGCAACUCCAACAUGACGCAGAAGUGGCAGCGCCGCGAGAUCUCCAACUUCGAGUACCUCAUGUUCCUCAACACUAUCGCAGGACGCACGUACAAUGACUUGAACCAGUACCCGGUGUUCCCGUGGAUCCUGACGAACUACGAGAGCGAGGAGCUGGAUCUGAGCCAGCCGUCCAACUACAGAGAUCUUUCAAAGCCCAUCGGCGCGCUGAACCCGAGCCGGCGCGCCUACUUCGAGGAGCGCUACAACACGUGGGAGCACGAGUCCACGCCGCCCUUCCACUACGGCACGCACUACUCCACCGCCGCCUUCGUGCUCAAUUGGCUUGUCCGCAUUGAGCCAAUGACGACGAUGUUCCUCGCGCUACAGGGUGGCAAGUUCGACCACCCCAACAGGCUGUUCUCUUCCAUCGCUAUGUCGUGGAAGAACUGCCAGCGGGACACCUCUGAUGUUAAGGAACUAAUACCAGAGCUGUUCUUCCUCCCGGAGAUGCUGGUGAACAGCUCUGGCUACCGGCUGGGCAUCCCGGAGUCCCCCUCCGGUGACGUCAUCCUGCCGCCCUGGGCCUCCUCCGCCGAGGAGUUCGUGCGCAUCAACCGCAUGGCGCUGGAGUCCGAGUUUGUCAGCUGCCAGCUGCAUCAGUGGAUUGAUCUCAUAUUUGGCUAUAAGCAAAGAGGUCCCGAAGCGGUCCGUGCGACAAACGUAUUCUACUACUUGACAUACGAAGGCGGGGUCCGGCUCGACCAGAUCACGGAGCCUGUGACUCGCGCCGCCAUCGAGGACCAGAUCCGCAGCUUCGGGCAGACGCCGGCGCAGCUGCUGAGCGAGCCGCACCCGCCGCGCGCCUCCACCAUGCACCUGGCGCCGCUCAUGUUCGCGGCCGCGCCUGAUGACGUCUGCCUCCGACUGAAGCUGCCUUCGAACGCCGCUGUAGUACACGUCUCAGCUAACACGUACCCACAAUUGGCGAUGCCGGCUGUUGUCACGGUGAGCGCGGCCCGCGCGUUCGCGGCGCACCGCUGGGCGGGCGGCGGCUGCGCGCACGCGCCGCUCGCGCCGCACGCGCCGCACGCGCCGCGCCACCCGCCCGACCACGCGCACCACCCGCACCACCCGCUGCUCAUGGACCCCGUCUGGGCGGCGGGCGGCGCGCAGGCCCUCUCGCGGCGCCAGCUGGGCGACAACUUCUCCCAGCGCGUGCGCGCGCGCAGCAACUGCUUCGUGACCACCGUGGACUCGCGCUUCCUCAUCGCCGCAGGCUUCUGGGACAACAGCUUCAGAGUCUUCUCUACCGAGACUGCAAAAAUAGUACAAAUAAUAUUCGGUCACUACGGCGUGGUGACGUGCGUGUGUCGCUCGGAGUGUAACAUCACGUCUGACUGCUACAUAGCGUCCGGGUCAGAGGACUGCACUGUGCUGCUGUGGCACUGGUCAGCCCGUCACGGCGGCAUCGUGGGCGAGGGCGAGACCCCCGCGCCGCGCGUCACGCUGACGGGACACGACGCGCCCAUCAACGGUGUGCUGGUCUCCGCUGAACUGGGGCUCGUCAUCUCAUCAUCAGUCAACGGCCCAGUCCUGAUCCACACGACGUUCGGCGAGGUCCUGCGCGGGCUGUCGGCGGCGGAGGGCGUGUGCGGGCCGCAGCAGCUGGCGCUGUCGCGCGAGGGCGUGGUGGUGGUCGCCUACGCUAAGGGACACCUCGCCGCAUUCACACUCAAUGGCCGCCGGCUCAGGCACGAGACGCAUAACGAUAACUUCCAGUGCCUGGUGUUGUCCCGCUGCGGCGAGUACCUGGUGUGCGGCGGCGACGCGGGCGUGGUGGAGGUGUGGCGCGCCUUCACGCUGGCGCCGCUGUACGCCUUCCCGCCCGCCGGCGCGCCCGUCUGCAGCCUCGCGCUCUCACACGACCAGAAGUUCCUGUUAGCGGGUCUCGAGAAUGGCUCCCUGGUUGUAUUCCACAUAGACUUCAACAGAUGGCACCACGAGUACCAACAGCGGUACUAAGCGGUGCGCUAUCCUAGUUCAUAAUAUUAAUGAAAAUAAUUCAAUUACCAGAGCGACAUGCUUGUACCAUACGACGCGGCCCCAUGACUCAAAUUGAUCACCUAGGUUACUAAGGCAAUGUCAAUUUCGUCAGAUAGCGUCAGAUGCUACAAGUCUGUCUUAGGCUUUACCGUUCGCAGCUAGUUAACGAUGUUAAGCUCAGAUUAGGCGAUAGAACGUAAUAGAAUAAGGCUAUUACGAUAAAACCGCCGUUCUUCACUAUUUUAAAUACAAAUCGUCUAAACGCGGGUAGUUCGAAAUUUUUAUAUAGCCGGCUAAGCUCAACAUGUACUAAAUUAAUUUAUAUUGAGAUUAUAUUCUCUAAACGGCGAUCUACUUAUAUAGCAAAGUAAUUAAAUGCGUUGGAUAGUGAAGAACAGUGUUAUUAAUACUAAGUUCAUUGUGGUUGUUUCAAUACAAGACGUCGGUCACCAAUUAUGUUUAAAACCACCACACUGGAUAAACCUUUAAAUUAUUGAUAUCUUGUUGGGUUGUAAAAACGUUUUCGUCACACUAAUGCUGUAUUGGAUGAAAAAGGUAAUUAGCAAGUGGCAAGUAAGUACUUAAUUAGUCUUAAGUUACAUUGACAUUCCAAUGAUUUUAUUAUGAUUUAUUUAGCAACAAUUAAUUGUAUUAAAAUGUAAAGAUAUAUUUAAAUCAUACGACUUCAAAACAUUCCAUAUUUAUUUUGUACAGAUCUAUGAAAUUUCAAUUUAUUUUAUUUGAAGACUUUUUGAGUGUAAUCGUAUUUAUAAAUUACUUAUUUGCAGUACUUAUAUAUUGUAAUAUUAAGUCAAAAUGAAGUCGCAUUGAUUUAUUGUCAUUGUUCCACCUGCCUAUUACUAUUGGCUUUUGGGCCUCGACUUAAAACAUAUAAAUGUUGCCAACGCAAAUAAAUUACUUAAACUAUAGAUAUUUUUGUUUAAUGCAAUAGUGUAGUUCAUAGAGUGUAGUAAAUAUACAGUGUAGCGCCAAAGGUUGAAGGAAUAUGGUUGUCUUGUCUGAAAAAUCACUUCAAUCUUAAUAAAACUCUCUGCUGUAUCGUAGUCCUUCAGGCUUUGGCCGCCAAUACUAAUGUUGAUUUUUAUUACGUGAAGCAAUUAAUUUACAAUAAAUUAUUUAUGUAGUGCCAUAGGGAAAGAUAAAUAACUUUACGCAAUAUAGUGUGUUUAUGAUUUUAUUUAUGUAACUAAGAUCUCCUGUUGAUGACGUCCAUUUUAGUUUUUUCGAGAUUUUAUCUGUAUUAUUUAUUUUUAUUGACUUUGCAAGUGCAAUAUUUUCUUACUUAUAAAUCACUUUCUAUCUAGCUAUCUUAAUUGAAUAUAUUUCGAAAGUAUUUAAAUUAUCAAUCGUGCUUGCUCUAUCCUUCAUUCCUAGUUAUUUGAAAUUAAUUGAAACAUUCCUAUAUUUUACUCUUGUGCUAUUUUAAUGGUGGUGGGUAAACAAGUACUUAAUUUUGAUUAUUAUGAUAAAUAAUUGACGUUGUUGUAAUUAUUUUUGGUUUUUAUUAAAUGGUUAUAGCGAA